Leucoraja erinaceus (little skate) is the source of this 3929-nucleotide messenger RNA. RefSeq lists its product as uncharacterized. Bases 156 to 1526 code for a protein of 456 amino acids. NCBI's taxonomy places the organism in Eukaryota, Metazoa, Chordata, Chondrichthyes, Rajiformes, Rajidae. The record is from RefSeq and is a predicted model, not a curated record. The transcript is spliced from 11 exons.
CCCAAUACAACUCACACCCAUAGAUGAACGUCAUUGUGAAGAAGCGGUCCCAUAAAUGUCGAUUGCAACAUUCACCACCGCUUCAUUCAUUCGCGGCUCAGCGCUAGCUCUGGUGCAAAGGUGUGUUUUUUUUAAAAGAACUUAAGGUGGAAAUAAUGCCUGUGCGCCACCUGUUCGUCUAUUUACCCCUGCUUGUCGACCUCGUCUCCUCCGCAGGGACAACGUUGACGCCAAGCUUGGAGAUAUUCGGUGCCAUCGGAUCGUCUGUUGUGCUGCCUGGUCCCGGCGAAAAAGAAAUUCAACAUGUGCAGCACGUCCGUUGGGCAUUUGGCAUUGUCCGAAUUAUAGAUUACUUUUACCGCUCAUUGCAAAACGCCACAUUCACCACCUUCUGUAAGGAUCGAUGCGAGUUCAACUCUGCCAAUGGAUUUGUGAUGCUGAAAAAUUUAACAGCUAAAGACCAAGGUCUCUAUAAAGUUGACGUCGAUUUAAUUGCCAACAACAGCAGAGUCAUCAAACUGAAUGUUAUGGAACGACUGUCGUCUCCUUCAAUCGCCACUGGAAUUGCCAUGGUGGAUCAAGACAGUAAUCUGACAUGCCAAGUGGCUGGCGGGAAGGUGAGCUCGGUCCGAUGGACGAAAGACGGCCAAAUGAUAACAAACAGCGACGAAACGUAUCGCUUGUUGCAAAACAACCUCACCUUGCAGAUCCGGAAUGCCCAAAAAUCAAAUUGUGGAGUCUUCACUUGCAUCGUGGAAAAUCGUGUCAGUGAAGUCAACCAUUCUUACCACCUCUUCAUUCAUGGUAUUCCGUCUCUACAUAAAAUAACCCUGAGCUUCUCCAUUGCGGCUCUGAUUUCUGGCUGCACAGUCUUCAUCGGGAUUAUUGUUUCUUGUUUACUGGGAGGCAGUACUGCAAUAAGUCUACCGUCUCAUCAAAAUAUACUGCUGUUCUUGCAGUUGGCAUCAAUGGUGUCUCUUGUCGUACUCAUGGCAGCAAUUUGUUGCUGGGGGGAAACUUCAGAAUAUUCUGGAAUCAUUGUGGUUGGAUUGGUGAUUUCAAGUCUCCUCCUAAUACUGAUCUUGGUUGCGAUGUGUAGUAUGAAGACAUAUGGCUGGGAGUGGUUUAAUAACAUCCUGUCAACCCAUUUCUGCAGAAUUAUGGUGGAUGCAGUAACUCCAUUGGGCGGACUGAUAGUUAUUUUCUCAUCUGGAAUUCUGAUUGCAGAGAUAUUGAAACAAGCUGGAAAAGGCUGUGAAUCCCCAGACAAUCUUCUAUCAAGUAUUCUCCCUGCUGUCAUUGUGCCAUCAGUUGGCUUUGUUAUGUUCUUUGCAAGUUACGCCAUAUUGUAUACGAAACACAAGCAGCAGAUGAGAACAGAGCAAGAGGUACGAAAUGAACAGCAAGACUGCGCCAUACCACUGAAUGAAAUGCCAGAUCAAGGCGUGGGAAUCUCAAGUAAUGUCGCAAAUGGGGAGGAAAUGCCUGGAGUGGAGGCAUCCUGUUUACAAGCUGGGAUACUUUGAAUGGAGUCAAUGUAAACUUGUCCAAAAGCAUUAACCCCAUGAUGUCCGAGCAUUUACCCCGUCAGACAGGGGAAACAUUGCAAUCAUUCACAAAAUAACCAUGAGGGAGCUAUUUGUUGUAAAAUAUGCUGUAAAAGUAUUGGGCUUGCAAGCAAUUGAUGGGAUGAGUGUCUUGCAGAGAAUUGAUGAAGUUAAUCUAGUCCGGGACACAGCGGCAGAGGCCCGGGUUCGAUCCCGACUACGGGAGCUGCCAGUGCAGAGUCCAUCGAUCGCCCCAUACACACGCACUAUACCUACACACUUGUGCCUUCUCGACGUGGUUCUCCCCAGGAUAUCCAGUAUCCUCCCGCAGUCCAAAGACGUACAGGUUUGUAGGUUAAUUGGCUUCGGUAAAGUUGUAAAUUGUCCCCAGUGCAGUGAUACCCAACCUGGGGCCUUGGCAAAUUUCAGGGGGGCCACAGGUUCAAUGAAGGGGGCCACAGAGCUACCACUCGUUGCCUCAAAUUUCAGUUCUAAUACAUUUCAGUUCUAAUAAAUUUAAAUCUAUGUUGUUGAAAUAUAUUUUUAAUGUAUGAUUAUAAAUGGUUGUUUUAGUGAACCCACAAAAUAUUUUUGAUGUUUGUGGAAUAGAAUAAAAGAUAAUAUAUGUGCUGAAUAAGAGAAUAGACACUGAUAUUUUUAUGGAAGGAAUUAUAAUAUUGAAGUACUUUUUUUCCGCUAAUAAUGUCAGGGAGGGGGAGGGGCCACAGAAAAAUGAAAAGAUCCCUAGGGGGCCAUGAGCUAAAAAAAGUUGUGAACCACUGGUCUAACUGUAUUUCAUUGUCUCUGUACUUUGACACUGCACAGUGACAAUAAUAUUUGAAUCUGAAUCUGAAAACUAAAAACUAAAUUAAAAUUGAUGGGGUCAAUUUAUUUAAAAAUGUCGUUAACUGCUAGACAAUGGGUCUGCUGAACACAAUAGAAACAUAGAAACAUAGAAGAUAAGUGCAGGAGUAGGCCAUUCGGCCCUUCGAGCCUGCACCACCAUUCAAUAUGAUCAUGGCUGAUCAUCCAACUCCGUAUCCUGUACCUGCCUUCUCUCCAUACCCCCUGAUCCCUUUAGCCACAAGGGCCACAUCUAACUCCCUCUUAAAUAUAGCCAAUGAACUGGCCUCAACUACCUUCUGUGGCAGAGAAUUCCACAGGUUCACCACUCUCUGUGUGAAAAAUGUUUUCCUAAAAGAUUUCCCCCUUGUCCUUAAACUGUGACCCCUUGUUCUGGACUUCCCCCAACAUCGGGAACAAUCUUCCUGCAUCUAGCCUGUCCAACCCCUUAAGAAUUUUGUAAGUUUCUAUAAGAUCCCCCCUCAAUCUUCUAAAUUCUAGCGAGUACAAGCCGAGUCUAUCCAGUCUUUCUUCAUAUGAAAGUCCUAACAUCCCAGGAAUCAGUCUGGUGAACCUUCUCUGUACUACCUCUACGGCAAGAAUGUCCUUCCUCAGAUUAGGAGACCAAAACUGUACGCAAUACUCCAGGUAUGGUCUCACCAAGACCCUGUACAACUGCAGUAGAACCUCCCUGCUCCUAUACUCAAAUCUGCUCCUAUACUACACUGCUCCUAUACUCCCUGCUCCUAUACUCAAUGACAAAGAACAGUUUGUGAAGCCUAAAUUACUGCCGAUAAUAACCUAGAGAGUACUGUAAACAAUGUGUCGGAAGGAACUGCAGAUUCUGCUUGACACCGAAGAUAGACAAAAAUGCUGGAGUAACUCAGCGGGACAGGCAGCAUCUCUGGAGAGAAGGCAUGGGUGAUGUUUCGAGUCGAGACCCUUCUUCAGACUGGUUCUGUGAACAAUAAUCCCUUCAAUGAUACAAAUGUGCUAAUCCCAUCCUUUGUCAGCCUCUAUAGAUAACGAAGUCCGUGUUUCAACUUCUUUGUAAAGGUUUUCAUUCGAAAAUCCAGUGACUGUUAUCAGUAAUUGCGAUCAGUCUUUAGGCUUUUAGUUGUAAUUCUUUUGCUUUUUUACUUUGUUAAUAAUGAUAUGUUUGGUUUUAGUUGAGGUCUGCAGAUAUUUCAAUGCUUUGCUCUGUUACUGUUUAACUGUCGAGUCAAAAUAAAAUGUUUUAAAAGGUAAUACUGGACAUGGCAAAUCAUUAAAAAUUCAGUGAUCCUAAUGUCUUGGUCCAUCACAUGGUUACCUACUGUCUCUUAACGGUGGCGCAGCGGUAGAGUUGCUGCCUUACAGCGAAUACAACGCCGGAGAUCCGGGUUUUAGCCCGACUACCGACCCUGUCUGUACGGAGUUUGUACCUUCUCCCCGUGACUCUCGUGGGUUUUCUCCGAGAUCUUCAGUUUCCUCCCACACUCCAAAGCCGUGCAGGUUUGUAGGUUCAUUGGCUGGGUAAAUGUAAAAAUUCUCCCUAGU